Messenger RNA from Lytechinus variegatus (green sea urchin), 6691 nucleotides. RefSeq lists its product as uncharacterized. Gene Ontology annotation, molecular function: protein binding. The record is from RefSeq and is a predicted model, not a curated record. The coding region runs from base 573 to 3062 and encodes 829 amino acids. NCBI's taxonomy places the organism in Eukaryota, Metazoa, Echinodermata, Echinoidea, Temnopleuroida, Toxopneustidae. The transcript has 5 exons.
UGGCUCGCGCUUCGUGCUCAUAUUAUUCAAUGUUGAAAUAUGUAUCCGGUUCAUGAUUCACCUUAACCCUGGGCCCGUCUGUAUAAUAAUUGAGCCGGCAAAAUACCCGGGCAAAAUACCAGCAUUGGCACAUAACCCGAUUAGCUCCCGAAGUCGUCGGAAUAUGUGGAGGUGAUGUAUGGCGACUGUCGCCGUUGUUUACAUGCAUGAAGGGGAUUCCCCCUUUUUUUAUCGCUCGGGGCCAGGGAUCAUGGGCCUGGGAAGCACACUGCGCCAGCGCAGCAACACAGCCAUCUAGCGCAGCGCUUGCUGAAGCCCUUUAACUGUAAUCCGUAUAUCCGCUGCAUUUCUACGGAACGGUCGGAAACCACAUUUGUUUGCCACGAAUUCUUCGUGUAUGAAUUUUCGUCUUCAUUUUUCUUGUCUGAAGGAUUGGAAAUUACUGUAGAGUGGUACAGGAUUGCUGGACCAUCAAGUGCAACCAUUGAUACUCUUAUUAACAGUGGAUUGUUCUGAACUGGAAGAAGAUGAUGUGCAGAUAACACUCCCAAGCAUUUGAAAAUGGGUUGACAAUGGAACCCGGAAAUGAGAGAUCCCAGGACGAGCACUUGACUCAACAUAUUCCAUUUGAUCCCUAUGAGGAGAAGUUGGAGAGAGUUUUUCAAGAAGUCAAGCAAAGGGAGACCAGGCCACAACUCUUUGUUAUUUCUGGACUGCCAGGGAUUGGUAAAGCACCGUUUGCUGUGGAGCUAGCAAAGAGACUUCAAAGAAAUGAUUCAAGAAACACUAUCAUGAUCCCUGUUUCUAAAGGGGCUUCUUACCAAGAUGUUGUCAGAUAUAUCACAGGCAAGGUUUUAGGGAUUGAGAAUUCGGAUUUCACUGUGUCACACUGUUUGCAAGAACUACAGAAACUUAAGGAUAAAACAGAAGAGACGAUUAUUCUCAUUUUUGGUGUCACCAACGCUGCAGAAGAUGAGUUACCGAAGAUUCUCGGUGUGGCAGAAGAUCUUGUGGUCUUUCCCAAUGUGACCAUUUUGAUGACCAGUGGAAAGGAUUUCCAAUUUCCCAGACUCCGUGACACAUUCUUCCCAUAUGUUUUACAGCCACCAAGUGAAGCAGAAGCAAGGCGGUACCUUGAACCAUAUGCUCCACACUUGCCCAUUGAGAAUUAUCCAGAACCCUUUGUACCUGUGCUGCCUUUCAGGGUUGUUGACAUCCUGAAGAAAUGUGGACAGCAUCCCAAACUGUUAGCCAGAUUUGCUGACUUGCUGAAUAGCAAUGUUCAAAUUUCUACCAUCUGGGAUUUAGUGGAAGAGAACCCUCUGUCCAUAUUACCAACGGCUGAAGCUUUAACCUUAACUGGAAAAUUUGGAAAUGCUGUAAUCAGAAAAGUGAAGUCUCUUGCUGACAAAGAGGCUUUGAAUGCACUUGCUGAGGUGGAUGGUCCGUUUGAUCAGGAAGCAUUUUGCGCAAUAACAGGAAAGGAUGCAUCGCAGAGAGGUCUUGCAGUUCGCAGCAUCCGUCCCUUGCUCUCAGACCACCUCCUUUCAAUGGCCGAUGCCAGAAGUGGCAGGUCAUUCUCGAUGAACGAACUGAUGAAAUACACCUUGAAUGAGACAUGCCGGGAAAGGCUGGCCCAGAGUCGCAAUCGUUUCUGCGUAUUAUAUGCCCAACUUUUCCAAAGAAUGACACCACUCAUGCACAGCUAUCAACCUGAAAACCUUCCAUUGUUCCAGGCAGAUUUUGCCAAUCUGCAGAAACUGCUUGAAAUGGCCACCUUUGCGACCUCAGAAGACUUCAUGUACGAGCUGAUUAUGGACAUUGCCCACAACUCCCAAGAGAUAAUCUAUGAUUUUCUUCAGAAGACAGUAGUGGUGUCUUUCUACGAGAGUUGUGUCCAAGCAGCACGGCAGAGAAGCGACGAACGUCGGCUCGCUUACUUGCUCAUUGCUUUGUCACAUGCUGUCAUGAUGCUUCACAAUAAGUUUGACCAAGUUGAAGGAUACCUUGCCGAGUCUAAGGAAAUCUUAGAAAGGAUUGGUGAGAUGAACUCCCUAGACACAGCAAGACUUCACAUGGAAAGGGGCUGGUAUUACUAUAAGUGUGCCAAGCAUCAUGAGGCUUUGAGAUCUUAUGAGGAAGCAAAAAGGAUUCUCCUUCAUAUCAUUGCUGGCGAUGACGGACAGGAGGAAAAUCUCAAUCCUAAGUAUCUCCUAGAAAAGGCCACAGUUUUAGAUAAAGGAAGCCUUCAUCUGUGGGUUUUAUCGUCAGUCAAUACCAACAUUGCUACCAUAUAUACGUGCCUUGGCAACUUUGAGUCUUCUGGCAGCAGCUUCAAGCAAAACCUUCAUCUCCAGAAUACACUGUGGACUGAACGACAUCCGCACUCAGCAUUGACCCUUCACAAGCUAGGUCUGAUGUACCUACUCAGUAAGGACUUUGCCAAUGCAUACAAGUAUGGUUCUAAGGGACUCAGCCUGAGGAUGUUCUUGUCAAAAGGUGCCUCCCACACAACCAUACAGUCUCUUAGCAUGGUUGCUAUGGCGAUACUAGAUCACAGCGGAGACUGGAAGCGUAGCCUGACAUUGCUCCAAGAAGCUAUAGAGAUGAGAAAAGAGCUCGGACCAACCCACCCGGACAUGGGCCUUCUCCAUCACAGCGUAGGUAAUGUCUAUCGCUUCUGCAAAAAUCACAAGGAAGCCCAAAGGCACUACCAGCAGGCUGCGGACAUCCGCCAGGCAUCAUACGGCAUCGGACCGAACUUCUGCACCAUUGAAUCGCUGGAUGCCUUGGCUGAUGUGUCAUUGGAGCUUGGUGAAGUGAAAGAGGCACUGGAAGUGCACAAGAAGUGCUUGAGGAUGUGUCAGGAGCAUCUGCUGAAAGAUACUGAAAGAAGCCUGGUCGAAGGUGGCCGAAGAAUCGAUUUGGUGAGGACAACCUGUCGAAAGAUCAGCUUCAUUUAUGAAGGAAUGGAUGAAAUGGAUCAAGCUAAAGUAUGGAAGGAUGCUUCUGAAGCUGAAGGAACUCUCUUCUUGAUUCCUGAAGAGUAUCAACCACCUUGAAUAUUAAUGUAUUUCAAUGUUAUUUAUUUUACUUUUUUCUCCCUCCCUUGAGAUAAUGGUAUUCCAGGGGAUUGUUACACAAGACAUUUGAAUUUGGUGAGAAGUUAAGUUCAAAUGCUCCCGUGUGCAUGAUAUGUAAUGCAUAAUCUCAUUGAUGAAUUUGCAGGAUUUUGUGUUCUGUGAGCACAAUCUGACCUGAAAUGCAUUUAUUAAUUAGAACUACAUGUGACUCUUUAUGAAACUGUGUGUCAAUUCUAUCAGUAAAAUAAGAUUUGCCAGUCUUGCCCUUCUAAACAGCACCAUUGCUGUUUCAGCAAAAUUCAUUUGUCUACACAUCCACUUGGCUUAUACUAUCAUUGUGUCUACAGGGUUUAAUCAACAUUUUUUUGCCAGACUGAUAUUAAAUCAGUUGAUAGAGCAGAGGCUACACAAUCUGGUUAACAGUCUGUACUGGGUCUGCGUGUGCCCUUUGGUAAGGCAUUUAUCCCCAUUACCAGGUCCCUUGGACAGGACCUAAAGCCUUUAGUCUUCUGGUUGCUUGCUUGCUUACAGACAUCAAUGCUUUCUUAUGCCUCGUUUGGCCUUUCAUAACUGAUCACAAUUUUUUUUUUACCAUUCAAAAAUUUUCUGCGAUCAAUACGACUGAUCUGAUAUCUCAUAAGAUAUGAUACAAGACUGCAGUUUUAUUUGUGGCUCAAAUGGUGACAAUGGGAACUAGUUUUUAGAAAAGUAUUAGGUUAACAAAAUUCACCAGUACCAGCUGUCAGAUCUGAAAUAAUUCCUUUGUUUUGAUUGGUAGAGAAGCAUGUGUGCCUUGCUUUUACCAUGGUAACAUCCGACAAGUCCUUUCAUGAAACGCUCCCCUGGUAAGCCGCUAAUGUCCUCUCGCAACACAUUUAUCUAGCUAUGAGUAACCCAACCCAGGAUGGUAGCACCUAAGCUUUACAAUGUAUUCAUGUAUUCAUGGGCAACUUGAAAAUGCUAAGUCUAACUGCAUGUAAAUGUAGACUGUAAAUCAAUUUUUUGUCUCAAAGGCUAACUUCAUGCUUUUUUUUUCAUAUGACCUUUUUUGAUAUUUCAUUCACAUUAUUAUUUUGUGGUAUUUUUCAUUCCCAACUCAUCAUGUAUUUCCUCUGUGAUCCAAUCACUGAUAUUUUUCUUUGCCAGAUAGCUUGGGUGUUUUCUUCCUCUCGUGUUUCCUGUAACUUUUUCAGAUUUAAUGUAUCCUUUUUUUCACCUUCUAAACGUGGAGGUGAACUAUUAUUACAAAUGCGUCUUCUCCAUUGAGUUAUAGAUCUUCUUAUUCCACAGAAAGUGCAAAGUGGAAGUGUGGUAGCAAACGUAAUAUUUCAUUUAAAUUUUGAUGACAAUGAAAUUUGAAUGGAAAUAUAAGAGAUGGGCAAUGCUAAGCACGGAGAGCAGUCAAAAUAAUUAUAGAAAGAAAGUGGCAAACAGGUAUUCUUGAAAGGUAAAGAAAAGAAAAAUGUAUAUACAUGUACUGUACAGGAGCAGAAAGAAAUAGUAAUAGUCCCAUUUGCAAACUUUUGUUCAACAUUCAAAAUGAUUGUUGACCACUUUCAUUCUCGUAAAUCUUAAGGGAUGAAAAGGUGCCAGUAAUUAAGAUCCAUACCCCAUAAACCUUUCAUUCAACGUUCCAAAUUAUAGUUGUCCAUUUCCUUAAUCAUUUCUUUCUAAAAGUGAUGGAAAGGGGCGAAUAAAUUAGCUUGACUUUCUCGUAAGACUUGUAUAACUUGAUUUUUUAUCUACUUGGAUAUGAUGUUAGAUAUGCAAUUAUUCAUUCUUUUGUUCCAGUGCACAUACACAUACUCAUCACACUCUUAAAGGGGAAGUUCACCCUAACAAAAAUUGAAGGUUGGAAGAAAAUACAUCAAAGAAUAAAAAGUUACAAGAAUUUUAAUCAUUUGAUUUGUGACAUAUGCGAGCAGCUUUCCGACAUAUCGUAUGGUAUUAAUAGAACGUCAUUUUCUCAUCAAGGCCCUCACCAGAGUGCUUCUGUCUCCUCAAAGUGCUUUUGUAUCCUCAGAGUGCUUUUGUAGGAGACUGCUAGUCCUUCCCCUUGGAGAUGAGCAAAUGUCUUGGACAUUGCUCCUCCUCGUUUCAUGUCCAUGGCUGUCCGAGUCUGAGAAGUAUUGAUAUCUCCUGGUUUAUCGGAUACAAUACAUUACAUUCCUGCCGUAGUCAUUAUUCUAGGCAAUAUUGAGGCAGAAGAUUUCGAUUUCAAAAGGAAUAUCACUUAACUUUCAGUGAGAGAUUAAUGGAGCCGCAGUAAUAGGGGCAAUAUAUGGAAUAAAUUCAGCUGAUAUUGUAUCAGGACCGAUGACUACUUUCAAGAUUUUCAUCACAUUAGUUUCAGUAACACUUUCAAACCAGUCUUGGAUUUCAACUUUAUUGAUUUCAGAGAAAGUACAAGAUUCUGUGUUUGGAAUUCUACUCUGAAUAUUAGCACCAAUACAGCUGAAUAAAUCAUUGAAAUUAUUUGCUAUGCUUUUGCCUUCAAUGACUUCAUUGUGAACAUAUGUACGUGAUAUAAGGGAUUUGUUUCUUUGUUUUAAUACCCGACAAAUUCGAGUUCAAGAUUUUCUGGGGAUUAUUUUUAUCUAAUUCAAAAUUUUUGGUCUAAAGACCAAGUUUUGCUUUACGAAUAUGUGUGAUUACAUUAUUGAUAAGUAUUUGAGAAAAAUCAAAAUUGGUCAAUAAAUGAAGAAGAAGAAGCUUUUUUGUGUGAAUUUUGAAAAAUGUGCAUAAAUUAGCAUAAUUAAUGAGUUUCAAAUUCUGUGUAGAAGUUUUGAAUCCCCCACUUACAUGUAGUGCUAUCAUGAACUUUUCAGCAUUAUACUAGUUCUCUAUUUAUUCAAAUCAACAUUUUUCUGGGGUGGACUUGACCUUUAAACAUGAAAGUCUUGACUGUACAGAUAUGUAAGACAGCUUAGGAAGAAGGAGGAAAUGAACUAAUGGGAAAAUGACAAAAUAACCAUCCUACUCUGGCAUGAAUUUGUUCAACAUAAAAAUCCACUAGGUUCCACAAUUAUUCAUGGUCAUCCCAACAAUAUUUCACUUUGUAUAUUUGUGGUGCGAUAUUCAUGACUCUGUAAUUACUAAAAUUGUUACCUCGCAUGCGCACACCAUAUAUUGCACGCACAUAAACCUUACACAUAUACAAUCUUGUACUUAGAUUUGAUCACCAGAGGAAUAUGGAUUUAUGGACUGAUAAUUUAGUACAGAGGUGCAUUAAAAAGGCUGAAUUUUGCUAAGGAGUAGUAUAUUAUGAGGGGUAUAAUGUUAUUGUGCUGACUCGUACAGCUGAACCAUGGCUGACCCAUUGUGAUGUAUUUUGAGUUGAGUUUAUCAAUUAGACAGGCAAAAUACACAUAUCCUGUAUCUUAAGUGCCUCAUUUAGGUAAUAUAUAUAUAUAUAUAUGAGAAAUUAUACAUGUACAACAGCUUUGGUAACUCUUUUAUGUAAAUAUUUUGUGAAAGAAAUGGAUGAAAAGAACAAUGGUGGUACACGUAUAAUUUGUAUACAUUUGUAUAAUUUCUCCCAUACGUGUAUUGUAUCUAAGCAAUAAUAAUAACGUUUUAUUUACCAGGGGUAGCCACUUCAUUUAGGA